Molecule: messenger RNA, 696 nt
Organism: Vidua chalybeata
Lineage: Eukaryota; Metazoa; Chordata; Aves; Passeriformes; Viduidae
Gene: BLOC1S1
Product: biogenesis of lysosomal organelles complex 1 subunit 1
Exons: 4
Coding region: 49-426 (125 amino acids)
Biological process (GO): endosomal transport
Cellular component (GO): BLOC-1 complex
Source: RefSeq, a predicted model, not a curated record
GGGGGGGCCCGUCACGUGGCGCGGCGGUCACGUGACGCGGCGGCCGCCAUGCUGUCCCGGCUGCUGAAGGAGCACCAGGCCCGCCAGAGCGAGCGGCGCGAGCUGCAGGAGCGGCGCCGCAGGGACGCCAUCGCGGCCGCCACCCGCCUCACCGAGGCCUUGGUGGAUCACCUGAACGUGGGGGUGGCUCAGGCCUACGUGAACCAGCGCAAGCUGGAGCAGGAGGUGAAGACGCUGCAGGUGCAGGCGGCGCAGUUCGCCCGCCAGAGCGGCCACUGGAUCGCCAUGGUGGAGAGCUUCAACCAGGCCCUCAAGGAGAUCGGGGACGUGGAGAACUGGGCCAGGAGCAUCGAGCUGGACAUGAGGACCAUCGCCACCGCCCUCGAGUACGUCUACAAGGGGCAGCUGCAGCCCUCCUGCUCCUGAGGGACCCCCGGGACCCCCCCCCGGGACCCCCCCGGGACCCCCCCGGACCCCUGGGAACCCCCCCAGCACCGCCAAGUAUCGUGGGGGGGGGGGGGGGUCUCACCACGGUGUCCUUGGCACCCCCCGGCACUGGGAGCGAUGGAAUAAAUCUGGGGGGUGGGGGUGGCCCGGGGGGGGGGUGUGGGGGGGGGUCAGGCCGGGCCGCCGGGACCCUGGCACAGCCCCCCCCCCCAAAUCCCCCUAAGCCCCCUCAUCCUCUUUAGUGCUUAA